Molecule: messenger RNA, 2455 nt
Organism: Thrips palmi
Lineage: Eukaryota; Metazoa; Arthropoda; Insecta; Thysanoptera; Thripidae
Product: ATP-binding cassette sub-family G member 4-like
Exons: 11
Coding region: 142-2304 (720 amino acids)
Cellular component (GO): plasma membrane
Molecular function (GO): ABC-type transporter activity; ATP binding; ATP hydrolysis activity
Source: RefSeq, a predicted model, not a curated record
AGGGCAGCCAGGCCAGCGCCGCCGACUGCCAACAGUGAGCCGCGGAGGCUGCGACGGGCAGACGGGCGGUGGUGUCGACACCGGGACACCGAGACACCGAGGCGCCCAGCGAGAGACGUGUAGCUGGACAUCUAGGACACGAUGGCGGACAACGGCGUGGCUUCGAUGCCAUCCUCGCCGCCGCCGUGCCCGGAGGGGCUUAACAACGGCCUCCUCGUCGGUGGCGGGCCGUACGUGUCCUACGGCAUCGCGGGCGUGCACAGCCACAGCGCGCUGGCCAAGAAGGUCCCCAACGACAAGAACAGCCUGCUCGUGGGGGCCGUGGAGCUCGGCCUGGGGGCGGCGGGGAGCGGCCCGCCAGGCUCGGGGGCGGGGGCCGGCGGGGGCGGCAAGCCCGCCAUCACCCUCAGCAACCUGCCGCGCCGGCCCUCCGUGGACAUCCAGUUCACCAACCUGGCCUACUCUGUGUCCGAGGGGCGCAAGAGAGGCUACAAGACGCUGCUCAAGACGGUGAGCGGCGCCUUCUGGUCGGGCGAGCUGACGGCCAUCAUGGGACCCUCGGGGGCGGGCAAGAGCACGCUCAUGAACUCGCUGGCGGGCUACCGCACUUCGGCGCUUAGCGGCAACAUCCUCGUGAACGGGCGGCCGCGCAACCUGCGCCGCUUCCGCAAGAUGUCCUGCUACAUCAUGCAGGACGACCAGCUGCUGCCGCACCUCACCGUGCGCGAGUACAUGAUCGUGUCGGCCAACCUCAAGCUCAGCGACCACAUCGGCGCCGCGGCCAAGCGCCGGAUUGUGGACGAGCUGCUGGAGACGCUGGGGCUGUGCGAGUGCCAGGACACCCGGACGGGCAGCCUGUCCGGCGGUCAGCGCAAGCGGCUGUCCAUCGCGCUGGAGCUGGUCAACAACCCGCCGGUCAUGUUCCUGGACGAGCCGACCAGCGGGCUGGACAGCUCGUCGUGCUUCCAGUGCCUGUCGCUGCUCAAGUCGCUGUCGCAGGGCGGGCGCACCAUCGUGUGCACCAUCCACCAGCCGUCCGCGCGCCUCUUCGAGAUGUUCGACCAGUUGUACGCGCUGGCCGAGGGCCAGUGCAUCUACCAGGGCUCCGUGCACGGCGUCGUGCCCUUCCUCGCGUCCAUGGGCCUCGAGUGCCCCAGCUACCACAACCCCGCCGACUACGUGAUGGAGGUGGCGUGCGGGGAGCACGGCGAGCACGUCCCCAAGCUGGUGACGGCCGUGGCCAACGGCAAGUGCAACAACCUGUACCAGACCGGCAAGUCCGCGCUACAGCAGCCAGGCAACGGCGCCAGCCUCUCCGCCAGCACCUGCGACUGCGGGCUGUCGGUGAGCAGUAUGCGGAGCGGGCCGGGAGCGCCAGACAGCUGCCAGAGCUGUCCGAGCUGCGCGCACUCCGCCACCACGCUGCUGGACUCCUCCGACGAAUCCCUGAGCGGCGGCGGCUUCCCGACGUCCACCGCCAGCCAGUUCUGCAUCCUGCUCAAGAGGACCUUCCUCUCCAUCAUGAGGGACCAGACGCUCACGCAGUUCCGGCUCAUCUCGCACCUGACGGUGGGGCUGCUGCUGGGCGCCAUCUACUACGGCAUCGGCAACGAGGCCUCGAAGGUCAUGAAUAACGCGGGCUGCAUCUUCUUCACCGUGCUCUUCGUCAUGUUCACCGCCAUGAUGCCCACCAUCCUUACGUUCCCGAUGGAGAUGUCCGUGUUCGUCCGGGAACACCUCAACUACUGGUACUCUCUCAAGUCGUUCUACCUCGCCAAGACGGUGGCCGACCUCCCUUUUCAGCUCGCCUUCUCCGUGGUGUACGUGUGCAUCGUUUACUGGAUGACGGCGCAGCCCAUGGAGGCGUCGCGUUUCUUCAUGGUGCUUGCGAUGUGCCUGCUCGUGUCGCUGGUCGCGCAGAGCCUCGGGCUGCUCAUCGGCGCGGGCAUGUCCGUGGAGAGCGGCGUCUUCCUCGGGCCGGUGACGUCGGUGCCGGUGCUGCUGUUCUCGGGCUUCUUCGUCAACUUCAACACCAUCCCGCCGUACCUGCAGUGGCUGUCGUACCUCAGCUACGUGCGCUACGGCUUCGAGGGCGCCAUGGUGUCGGUGUACGGCCUGGACCGGCAGAAGCUGCACUGCUCCGAGCCCUACUGCCACUACAAGAGCCCCAAGAAGUUCCUCAUGGACAUGGACAUGGCCGACGCCAACUUCUGGCUGGACGCGGCCGCCCUGUUCGCCUUCUUCCUCAUCCUGCGCUCGCUCACGUACUUCAUCCUGCGCCUCAAGCUCCGGUCCACUCGAUGACCGGCCGAGGAGACCACAGUGCCGAGGUGGGAAAACUUGCAAUGCCACUUCACUUUGACGGGUCCUCAAGCGCCUGUCAGCCCCGGGGUAGGCAGGCCCGCACAUCAUGCCCGCUGGACGGGCGGGCCUAGCGCCGCCGCGGCAGGCUGAU